AGAUGGCAGAACCUGCUGGGCCGCUCCGGGCAGUCUCUGCCUCCUUUCUGCUCCUGGCUGGGAGAAUCGAAAACCUGUCCGGCGGGUUUGGCCAAAAUUAUGUCUUGUUGCCUGUGCAAGUUCACACACUGCUCACUUCUGCCUGGGGAGAGCGCUGGGGGCUCCGCGCAGAGGUCGGCCGGGGCCAGGCGGGAGAGGGGCCGCGCUGGAAACAGGACAGGAGGGGUCCCCGCAGCCCAGCGCGGGCCGGGGCCAUGGAGAGCUUCGCGGAGUCGCUGCACAGGCUGAAGGAGACCCACGAGAAGGAGGUCCUGGGCCUGCAGAACAAGCUUCUGGAACUGAACUCAGAGAGGUGCCGGGACGCGCAGAGGCUGGAGGAGCUCUUCGCCAAGAACCACCAGCUCCGGGAGCAGCAGAAGGCGCUGAAGGAAAACCUGCGGGUGCUGGAGAACAGGCUGCGGGCUGGCCUGUGCGACCGGUGCAUGGUCACCCAGGAGCUGGCCAGGAGGAAGCAGCACGAGUUCGAAAGUUCCCACCUGCAGAGCCUGCAGCACAUCUUCAUCCUCACCGGCGAGAUGAAUGGGCUGAAGGAGGAGAACGAGGCCUUGAAGGAGGAGGUGAAGCGGCUUCGGGGCCUGGAAGACAGGCCCAAGCCCCUGGCCAGGGAGCGCACCUCGGACCCCCCCCCACCCUUGCGCCUCCCCUCCCCCGGCACCUGGAAGGCCAUCACCGAGAAGCCACCAGGAGGCCCCAAGGAGGCUGAGGAAGACCACCUGGGCGCAGAGAAGCCGGCGGGGCCCAGGACACCUCCAGUGGCCAAAAUCUCCCCGGGUGCCAACCUGCCUGAGCCUCGGGCCCCAGACCUGAGCCCCCAGCGCAUCUCCAACCAGCUGCACGGGACCAUCGCGGUGCUGCGGCCGGGGUCCCGGGCCUGCCUGGCCGAGCGUGGCUCCACCAAUGGGACGCCCCCACCCCCACCGCCCCCGCCCCCGCCCGCCAGAAGCAGCCCGCCAAGCCCGACAUACGAGCACAGCCUCCCCCUGGACAGCUUCCUGCGGGCCUCCCGGCCGUCCGCCGUGACCCGUGAGUCCCUGAAGCGCUCCCCUCAGGCCGAGCACCUCUGCCUCCUGAACCACCACCUGUCCCUGCACCUUCGGAGCCCCCACAGCCACCCCGUGGCCCCUGCUGCAGCCCCUGGCGGCCCCCGGCUCCAGGGCCUGAAGGCCAGAGGGGCAGAGCCCUGGGAGGAGCCCACAGGCCUGCUGGGUCUGCCCAGCACCCUGGUGGGCACGCAGGACCUGCGGCUGGAGGGGGCGCUGCACCUGCUCCUGGCCCAGCAGCUGCGGGCGAGGGCGAGGGCGGGCGGUGCCAGACCGGGCGGCCCAGCCGCGCCUGGGGAGAGGCGGCCCUCCCCGCCAGUCGGCUCAGACUCCGAAGGCCCCGAGAGCGAGGUGGCCGGGGCAGCUCCAGCCACAGCAGUCCUGCCUGGAGGGCGGCACCCACAGCCCCCAGGCCCAGGCUGCCCCAGCAGGAAGGAGGCCACAGCGGCACAGGACUAUGCCCCGGACAAGCCUCUGGACCUCUCAGACCGGGGCCGUGGCCGGGAUGCCCCCAAGCCGGCUGGCCAGCCCGGGGCCCUCAGCCCCACGAUGGCUCACACUCCUAACCCCCAGCCAGCCACCCCGUCCGAAGCCCUGACUCACAGCCCCCAGGCACUCAGCAGUGGCACCACAGGGACCCGAGCACCGGAGCUGGACGAGCCCCCAGCUCUCACAGACCCCUCACACCCACCCGCAGGGGCCCAGCCCAGCCUGCCCUGUCCUGGCGGGACGGAGGAUGAGGCCAGAGGAAGGCUCGAUCCUGAGAGCCGCCCAGAGCCCAGCCAGGCCACAGCGCAGGGGCCGGAGCCAGACGCCCUGGACGAGUCAGACCCCUCAGACAGCGAGGGGUACCCGAGCCCGGAGGCCAGUGCCAAUCCGAGCGUGCCAGGGGAGGGGCCCAGGUGCGUCUGCGCCCAGGAGCACGGGCAGGGUCUGCCGCAGAAGAGGAAGCGGGACUCAGACCUGGGGGGCCAAGCCUCCAAGAAGCCAUCCCGAGGGAGAAGGAAACCAAGGGAGCCCCUGACCACAUCUGAGGGGCCCGGGAGCCUGAGGGACGCCCAGGGCUGCAGCCCCUCCCCCCACAGCAGCAGCUGGGAGGAGACCUAGUCACCAGGUCACCGGCCUUGCCCAGAGGUGGCUCUCCACCUGACUGACCACAGCCUGGACAGGCCACACACCGUGGGGGCUGCGUCCCGGCCUCACCCAGAGGGGCUGGGAGGGCUGAGAUGGGGCCUUGGGCUGGUGUUGCGUCCCCUCUGUCUCCACCCGUCUCGGAAAUGCCCCACUGGCCCUGCGGCACCCUCAGCUCAGCACCUGCUCCCUUGGGACAGCGAGGACGGGAGGUAGGGAUCGCUCAGGCUCCAGCCCAGCCCCGCCCUGCUGCGCGUGGGCAGGAGCCCCCUCCAAAAGGCAGCGGACCACACCGGCCUGCACCCUGCAGCUGGGGCCACUCUGCCCGCCAGGUGCCAAGCCACAGUCUCGAGCGCCCCCUCGUGGACUCCAGCAAACAGGCACCCGGCAAACAGGCGGCCGGCAAAGGGGACAGAGGGAGAUGGCGGGUGGUGGCACCCUUGCAGAGAGGGUCCCUAGGGACCCGGAAAAUAAACACGUAAAGAAGGA
Lemur catta (Ring-tailed lemur) is the source of this 2720-nucleotide messenger RNA. It is a transcript of the gene RBBP8NL, whose product is annotated as RBBP8 N-terminal like. The coding region runs from base 3 to 2207 and encodes 734 amino acids. NCBI's taxonomy places the organism in Eukaryota, Metazoa, Chordata, Mammalia, Primates, Lemuridae. Gene Ontology annotation, biological process: DNA double-strand break processing involved in repair via single-strand annealing; double-strand break repair via homologous recombination. Gene Ontology annotation, cellular component: site of double-strand break. The record is from RefSeq and is a predicted model, not a curated record. The transcript is spliced from 14 exons. Gene Ontology annotation, molecular function: flap-structured DNA binding; double-stranded DNA binding; Y-form DNA binding.